This is a messenger RNA of Cordyceps fumosorosea ARSEF 2679, 1518 nucleotides long. RefSeq names its product lipase. Gene Ontology annotation, molecular function: triacylglycerol lipase activity. The record is from RefSeq and is a predicted model, not a curated record. Bases 1 to 1518 code for a protein of 505 amino acids. NCBI's taxonomy places the organism in Eukaryota, Fungi, Ascomycota, Sordariomycetes, Hypocreales, Cordycipitaceae. Gene Ontology annotation, biological process: lipid catabolic process. The transcript has a single exon.
AUGCAUCUCACCCAAGGCCUGACGCCCUUGCUGGCGCUCCUCGGCAACCUGGCCGUCGCCGAUGCACGACGCUCCUCCGACGCCGCCGCGGAGCUACCGCCCAGUCGGGACCCGUGGUACACGCUCCCCGCCGGCGCCGACUGCACCGGUUCCCCAGGCAAGGUGCUACGCCUGCGCCGCGCGCCCAAGAGCACGCGCGACAGCCUGCGCGGCAUCCAGGACGCCUGGAACGUGCUCUUCUGCAGCACCGACAGCCUCGGCCUGCCCACCUUCUCCGUCACCACCGUGCUCGUCCCGCGCCUCGCCGACCGCGCCUCCCUCGCCACCUACGCGCCCGCCUACGACUCCGCCAGCGUCGACAGCAGCCCCAGCUUUGCCUUUCGCGAUCUCCCCUCCGCCAGCGUCGAGCAGGCGCUCUUCGCGCCGCUGCUGGUCGCCAAGCGCUGGGUGCUCAACGUGCCGGACUACGAGGGGCCGCGCGCGGCGUACCUGGCGGGCAACAACUCGGGCCACGGCGUGCUGGACUCGAUGCGCGCGGUGGCGUCGCUGCGGGAGACGAUCGGGUUGAGGGAGGGGUACAGGCAGGCGGUGUACGGGUACUCGGGGGGCGCGUUCGCGGCGCAGUGGGCGGCGCAGCUGCAGCCGGGGUACGCGCCGGAGCUGCAGGUCGGCGCGGCGGCGUACGGCGGGUUGCCGGUGAACGCGACGGCGGCGAUCCAGAGCGUGAAUGGCGGGCCGUCGGCGGGGCUGGUGGUGCUGGCGCUGCUGGGCACGACGGCGCAGGACCCGGCGGCGCGCGCGGUGCUGGUGGACAACCUGCGCAAGACGGGCCCGUUCAACGCGACCACGCUCCUGGGCGCGGCCGCGCUGGACGUCAAGGCGGGGCUCGCGCUGUUCAAGAACCAGGACAUUGCCGAGUACUUUGUCGACGGCUUCAGCUUCCUGCGGGACCCGGCGUUCGUCCGCGCCUUCUACGACGACACCCUGGCGGGCCACGCGGACACGCCGACGAUCCCGCUGUACGUGUUCCACGCGGUCAAGGACGAGCUCUCGCCGAGUCGUGACAUGGAUGAACUGGUGGAGAAGUACUGCGCGGCGGGCGCGCGCAUCCGGUACCGCCGCAACACGGUCGGCGACCACACGGCCGAGGGCGUCGUCGAGGGUAUCCGCGCGCUCAACUGGCUGGGCCGGUUCUUCAAGGAGCGGACGGUCGACGGCGGCGGCGGUUCCUGCUCUCAGCGCUGUAUCACGCAAAACGUCGCGGUGCCGCUCGGCCCGGACACGCUGGCGCUGGUCUUUGCCGUCUUCGGCCAGCAGGGCUUAAGCAUCGCGCGCUUCCUGCAGGCGCACCCGCUGCCGGGCAUCCCGCCGGUGCCGCCGACGGCCACCAACGCGAACAUCUUCGCCGCGCUCAACCUGACCUCGCGGGCGGCGCUCACGAAGAUUGGGCUCGACGACAAGAGGCUGGCCGAGUUUUACGUCAGCGACCAGGACUUGGCGGAGCUGGGUAUUCACUAA